AUACAUGAUAAUAACUUCACAAAUACUAUGGACAGGAUAUGGUCGUCGGUGGAACUGGCUCAACCGCCAACACAAUUGAGUUUGCCAUUUCUGAAAUAUUGCGCAACCCCGAUAUCCUGAGGAAAUUACAACAAGAACUAGCUACCGUUGUGGGAAAAGAUAAUAUUGUGGAAGAGUCUCAUAUUCAGGAAUUACCAUAUCUCUAUGCAGUGAUGAAAGAAGUCUUGCGCAUGCAUCCAGCUGCUCCACUACUGGUGCCACAUUGUCCUAGUGAAACAUGCACUGUGGGAGGAUACAUUGUUCCUAAAGGAUCUUGUGUUUUCAUAAAUGUAUGGGCCAUACAUAGAGAUGCUUCUACCUGGAAAAAUCCAACAGAGUUCCUUCCAGAGAGAUUUUUGCAAAAAAACUGGGAUUAUGGUGGAAAUGAUCUCAACUAUUUCCCAUUUGGUUCUGGCAGAAGAAUCUGUGCGGGGAUAGACAUGGCAGAGAGGAUGUUCAUGUAUUCACUGGCUUCACUCAUUCAUUCUUUUGAUUGGAAAUUGCCCGAAGGAGAGACAUUAGACCUUACAGAGAAGUUUGGUAUUUCUUUGAAAAAGAAAAUGCCUCUGGUGGCUAUACCUACUCCAAGAUUGUCCAAUUCAACACUGUAUGAGUAAGAUAAAAAUAUAUCAAUGUUAUGUGCUAAUGUCUUUCAAAGAAUUGUAAGGUAAGGUACUUCAUUAGGAAUUGUAUGGUAAGGCCUAGCCCCCCUUGCUUGUACUUAUCC
Molecule: messenger RNA, 766 nt
Organism: Solanum tuberosum (potato)
Lineage: Eukaryota; Viridiplantae; Streptophyta; Magnoliopsida; Solanales; Solanaceae
Product: geraniol 8-hydroxylase-like
Exons: 1
Coding region: 39-656 (205 amino acids)
Molecular function (GO): monooxygenase activity; iron ion binding; heme binding
Source: RefSeq, a predicted model, not a curated record